AUGUAUUCUCGCUUAAAAAAACCUUUUUUCAUUUGUACUGAUCCUGUUGCUCUUCUUUUCCGUUCAGAAACACCAUCCGCCCUUAUUCUCUCUGGAAAAGCAUUAGCUCUUUCCCGCUCAUCUUCACGCGCUAAACGUGCACCAUCCAAUCCCCUGGAUGCUUCUGUUAAUCCCGUCGAGCUUCAAGAUCUACCUCUUCUUAAUAAGGACAAUUCUGUUCUAUCAUUGGCCAAUGCUUCAACUUCUUCCACAUCAGGCCUUACAAGUCGCUACCUUCCUAAUCUAGAUCAAAUUCGUACAGAUUUUCCCGUACCUCGUAAAUCUUUUUUACUCCGGACAAGCCGUAGUGAUCCUAGUUCUCGUUCAAAUUCUCCUUCUGACUUUCGACGGCGAUCUACCAGUAUAACCCGUCACCUUACUGCUACUGGCUCGAUACGAGACCAAGGUCGGCGGAGGUUUCUUGGCCGCCGAGCUAAGCCUUCACAAUCACGCCCGCUAGGGAUGGAUGAAGUUGGCUGGCGCUGGCAACUGGUCUACGAUCCGGUGAACCAAAUCGUAGUUUGGGCAGACGCUGCUAGCCGCUUGGUUGGUGCUACAGAGAGCUCUACCUGGCGUCCCUUCGGAAAUUUGGUGCCUAAGCGUCGUCUACAGGUUCGAGUAUAUUCAUUAACUAGGACAGGAUCUGAGAAUAUGAAAUAA
This is a messenger RNA of Protopolystoma xenopodis, 699 nucleotides long. Lineage: Eukaryota; Metazoa; Platyhelminthes; Monogenea; Polystomatidea; Polystomatidae. The record is from the annotation of a GenBank genome assembly.